Messenger RNA from Heterotrigona itama, 447 nucleotides. NCBI's taxonomy places the organism in Eukaryota, Metazoa, Arthropoda, Insecta, Hymenoptera, Apidae. The record is from the annotation of a GenBank genome assembly.
AUGUUUCGCAGUCAGUGUGCCGCAUCGAGGUUCGAGCAUUUAGAAACGGGUAGUCUAACGCUACCAUCAACGACACAGUGGGGUUCCACAGAACCGCUGAGUCGGAUUACCAAGGACGCUAGACUACGAGAAUCUCACCUGGCCCUUUCGGACUCAAAAAUUAAAUUGGUCGUGAAUAGCUAUGCAAUUAAAUUGGUUCAGAAUAGUUAUGCAAAUAAGAAAGCGGUUCAUGGUGAAGUCAAUAAUUUUCGAUGUAGAUGUGACAUUAUGCCACAGACGAGAUCGCACGGCAAAGUGCAUUUAACGGAGCAUCCCCCCGGUGGGGCUAGCGUCAGCGAGCAGAAAGGAAGCGUUUUCAAGCGACGUGUUUAUCAGGCGACAGCGACGGUCUCCAUGGCGUUCAUGGCUCGUCGCGGUGAAUUAAUGUUUCGAAUGCCGGGCGUUUGA